Messenger RNA from Arthroderma uncinatum, 2940 nucleotides. Its product is annotated as JmjC domain-containing protein. The record is from RefSeq and is a predicted model, not a curated record. Bases 1 to 2940 code for a protein of 979 amino acids. The transcript is spliced from 2 exons. NCBI's taxonomy places the organism in Eukaryota, Fungi, Ascomycota, Eurotiomycetes, Onygenales, Arthrodermataceae.
AUGCCGGGGCUACAGCUACCACGCGCGGCUUUUGAGCCCAUCUCUCCGGACCUCGAUUAUACAAGCUUGGUCGAGUCUACGCCCAACUUUCACCCAGUGACGCGGAUUCAUUGCGACGCGAUUGACGAACAAGGGAUUGAGAAUUUUGAGAAACUCGUCAAGCUACAUGUUAUAAUGGGAGGGAAGCCACUGGUUGUAGAGGGGUAUCAGAGCCGAUUGGAGAAAUGGAUUUUCUCUUCACGUUGGCUCAAAGACAACCACGGCAGCAAGGUUGAAAGCGCGAGAGACCUGACGCAAAAGACGAACGUGCCGCUAACUAUCCAGCACUACCUGGCCAGCAUGCAAGGACUCACCGACCAGCUGGAUGCGACAAACUACAAAGACCCUAGCUGUCAACGCAUGUACCUAAAGGAUAUUGAUUGUCCCUCUGUCUGGUAUGAGAAGCUACGGGGAUUCCUACCACCAUUCCUAUAUUACUUGAACGAGUCGGUUGUAACCAACGGAAAGGAGGCAGCAACCGCAGGCGAUCUGAUGAGUAGUCUCCCAGACGAGAUGAGGGCUUUAAAUAUGAUGUGCUAUGUUGGCCAUGAGGGUACCUACACUCCUGCUCACCGAGAGAUGUGCGCCACCCUCGGGCAUAAUAUCAUGGUCGAAGCAUCAACUGGCGCUGUGGAGAAUGGGAAACCGACAAAGCCUGGCUCCUCGAUAUGGUUCAUGACCGAAACCAAGGAUCUCGAGGUUGUUUCAGAGUACUGGCUGUCAACAUUAGGACAUGAUAUCGAAAUUGAGGAUCACUUUGCGCAGAUAAACGCUUGGAAGUCGGCGCCAUUCAAGACAUGGAUCGUGGAACAGAAAGUCGGCGACUUCAUUUUAAUUCCUCCUCUUGCACCACAUCAAGUGUGGAACAGGGGGACGCGUACGAUGAAGGUAGCGUGGAAUAGGACGACCGUUGAGACUCUUGACCUUGCGUUAAAAGAAGCGCUACCCCGUGCGAGAAUGGUGUGCAGAGACGAGCAGUACAAGAACAAAGCAAUUGUUUAUUUCUCGCUCAAAAAAUACUCAGAUCUUCUCGAGAAGGCAACGAAGCGCCAGGGUUCAAGAUUUCGCGCUCUGAAAGCUGAUUUUAAACGCCUCUUUGCGCUCUACACUGACAUUCUUUUAUCAGAGAGCUUUUCUACGCGGUUACCAGAACCUAGGAACGUCGAACUUGUCCCAUUCUCAAGCAACAUCACUUGUUCAUAUUGUCGAUGCAACAUCUUCAACCGAUUUCUUACAUGCCCGUCCUGUAUUGGCAAGUUCCCUGACGGCGAAGAAGAUACAUAUGACGUCUGUAUGGACUGUUUUGUUAUGGGACGAAGCUGCGCUUGUGUCUCCAAGCUUAAGUGGGUGGAGCAGUUCCGCUGGAAAGACCUCACUCGAGAUCAUGAACGCUGGAGGAACCAAAUCGCUCAGUUUUCUCGCGAGAAAAAUGACAAGGGCGAUAAGGAUCCUUUUCAGCCUCUAACAACCGAGCAAGAAAAGUACGAAAAGAAGACCCUAGCAGAAAUUUGCCAGGUGGAGUUGAAGCGUCGCCCAUGGACCGAUAUCACGAAACCCGUCAAGGACAAUGUUGACGAUGAUGAUGAAAGCCAUAGAGAGUCAAAUCGGAAACGACGGAAAAUUACCAAAGCUGAGAAGCAUAAGUACAGUCGGUGCCAUAUAUGUGGCCCAACAUUGAACUGGAAGCUUGAAACUUGUUCUCAAUGUAAUUUACACUGGUGCUACGGCAGCCUCUAUAGGGCAUUCGAUAUGACUCCAAUGUCCGUGCUGGAAGUACGGAGUUGGAAGUGCCCAAGAUGCGAAAAGAUAUGCCCCUGUGCGACCUGCAAACGUCGUGACCCGACCAUUGACGGAUAUGUACCCACUGGAAUUCGAAUUGGGCAUGAUACUAAGAAGGUUGCUGAUAUUAGAAGCGUGGAAUCUUUAGUCGACUUUAGCCAUUCCAACCUAUUUUGGCUUAAGAAAUCUGGGGACCAUCCCGAAGAAUCACAGGAAAGCCGCAGAAUGCAACUCAGGAUAGAGGAAGCAGAGAAGGCCAAAAUGAAUGAUCCUAUCCUAGACGAUCAUGAACACGAUACCGACGAUGAGAUGGAUGGUAAUCUAAACAAUGGUUCUAGUCAUCUUGAUGAAAGCUUAAUCGAUCCUGCUCUCAUGGACAUGGGACCUCAAACCGGAUUUGUUGUCCCAUCCAAUGCGGUAUUCCGUGAAGACAUGACGGACCGCUACCAACCUACUGAGGGCAUUACCUUUGAAUACCCCGAUCCAGAAAUUUCAAAUGGACAGGCUAAAGCCCAAGAUCUUUUGGUUGAUCCAAGCCUCCAGCCCCAUAAGUCAGCAGCAGAACCAGCCCUGAUUGAUGACCCAGACGACGAACCUGGAGCGUUGCCUAUUGAUCCAAGCCUGGAAGAUGAUGUUGGCAGCAAGAGAAGGCGCAGGAUUGAUGUUGAUGAUGAUUUCACCCCUAGUAGAAGAACCUCCUCUCACAUUGACCUUUCUGGUAGCAGAAAGGUAGCUACAAGACGCAGUCAACUACAGUCCAUACAUGUAGGUGAACCCGACGGGUCUACUAGCGACCAGAGUGGGAACGAGACUGCACUUGAGGCGCAACAUUCGCAAGCAAUGCUACGCCCUCGGACUUCACGACCUUCAAUAAAGACUGUUAAAAAGGCUGUGGUAGCCAGCUCGAAGGUCAAGUCAGCUAAGAAAACUGGCGCUGGAGCUGGAGCUCAAACUAAACAAGUAACUAAACCAGCAACCGCCCCACAGCCUGUCCCAGUAUCACCAGAUUCCGAACCACAGGUGGACAGCACAGCUAAACAGGCAGCCAAAAACAAAGUGGCUAAACUCCAGGCGAUGAAAUGGGCUGAAGGUGAUGAAGACCUUGACGACGGAUGGGAGUAA